AUGAAUUUUGACCAGUUGCUGGCCGCGGUUGGCGGCUUUGGGAAGUAUCAAAAGGUUCUGUAUGUGUGGAUCUGUUUGCCCCAAAUCUUCCUCGCAUUCCAUAUGAUGGCGAGUGUGUUCACCGGCGCCACGCCGCCGCACCGUUGCCGAGGCGCGGGUUCUGAGGACUGGACUGUCAGCGGUAAUAUGUCCGGUGUUGUGGCCGCUGUCAACCUCAGCAUCUCGGUCGUCCCGGGCUACGCUGACGUUUGCAGCAUCAGUUCUUCCGAAAACAAGAGUUUACGGACCAGCUGCGAGAACGGAUGGGUGUACAGCCAAGAGGUGUUUGAGAGUACCACGGUUACUGAGUGGGAUCUUGUGUGUAGCAGGGCAGGUCUGAAUAGUCUGGGAUCUUCCAUUUAUAUGCUGGGACUACUUGUGGGAGCUGUGGUGUUUGGAGCUAUGGCUGACAGAUACGGGCGUAGGUUUGCCAUGCUUCUGUCCCUAGCCCUUCAAGCAGUGUUUGGUGUUGCUGCUGCUUUUGCUCCAAACUUCCCUGUUUAUGUGACCCUGCGCUUUGUGGUCGGGGCGACUGUGUCAGGAGUCAUCAUCAAUGCCUUUGUGCUGGGUACAGAAUGGACAUGUACCCAGCGGCGGAUGCUGGCGGGGAUCUUCACCGAUUUUUUUUUUGGGUUCGGCUACAUGCUCCUGGCGGGUGUGGCCUUUCUGGUCAGAGACUGGAGAAAGCUACAGUUAGCUAUAUCUGCUCCAGGGUUCCUCUUCAUCUUCUAUAUAUGGGUUCUUCCUCACUCAGCCCGUUGGCUGAUAGUAAAUGACCGGAGAGACGAGGCCAUUGUUCUCCUGCGCAAAGCUGCUAUGAUCAAUGGCCGUACUUUUCCUCCCGCUGUACAGGUGGAGAGAUGUGAGGCGUCUGAGGGGCGGAGCCAACACUCGGCCAGCGAUCUCGUCCGCACGCCCCAAAUGAGGAAGAGAGCGCUUAUACUCUUCUACAUUUGGUUUGUGAAUGUGUUGGUGUACUAUGGUCUGUCUCUAGGUGUUUCGGACCUUGGGGCAGAUCUGUACCUGACUCAGUUUAUGUUUGGACUGGUGGAGAUCCCUGCCAGGUCACUGGUUUUGCUCUUUCUCCCCUGCAGCCGGAGAAUCCCACAGAGCGCUUUCCUCGCUCUGGGGGGCGGAGCCUGCCUCCUCACGCUCGCGGUUCCAGCAGAUAAUCCUCAUGUACGGACAGCCCUGGCCAUGGUGGGGAAGUUUGGAAUCACCGCUUCCUUCGCCAUCAUCUACAUAUACUCUGCAGAGCUCUUCCCAACAGUGCUCAGGCAGACAGGUAUAGGUGUAUCCUCCAUGUUUGCACGAAUGGGAGGGGUUUUAGCCCCACUGAUAAAUCUGAUUGGACACCACGCUCCAGUGGUACCCAUGCUCAUUUUUGGCUCCACCCCCUUGCUGGGAGCAGCUCUUGCCCUGGCUCUACCUGAGACUGCUAAUGAGCCCCUACCGGAUACCGUCGAAGAUACAGAGAGGUACACACAAGCUCAGACAUCUCAGAAGUGCAGUGGAGAACUGUCAGGUGACACUAACCCAAUGCAGAGCAGCCCAGAGGGUCAGGAACUGCAGAGUCUGGCUACUGAGUCAUGA
This is a messenger RNA of Chanos chanos (milkfish), 1632 nucleotides long. Its product is annotated as solute carrier family 22 member 13. The transcript has 10 exons. The record is from RefSeq and is a predicted model, not a curated record. Gene Ontology annotation, molecular function: transmembrane transporter activity. Gene Ontology annotation, biological process: transmembrane transport. NCBI's taxonomy places the organism in Eukaryota, Metazoa, Chordata, Actinopteri, Gonorynchiformes, Chanidae. Bases 1 to 1632 code for a protein of 543 amino acids. Gene Ontology annotation, cellular component: membrane.